Suillus paluster is the source of this 283-nucleotide messenger RNA. RefSeq lists its product as uncharacterized. The coding region runs from base 67 to 279 and encodes 70 amino acids. The transcript is spliced from 3 exons. Lineage: Eukaryota; Fungi; Basidiomycota; Agaricomycetes; Boletales; Suillaceae. The record is from RefSeq and is a predicted model, not a curated record.
AGUUUGAGACUAACUGCAUAGUGGCGAGCAGAACACACUCCUUGAUAGCGCCACUAUUAUGUGCUGAUGUUUUCCUCAGCAGUACUAGUCCUCCAUUGUCACAUCACCUUAUCGUCGUUUCUUACCCUCGACUUCAGCUGUUUAGCUUCUCCCUGUUCACUAUGCAGCUCACUGUCUUUGCCUUCCUCGCUGUUCUUUGCAGCUCUGUUCUCGCUCUCCCUCAACGCCGUCAGGAGGACGUCGUGGGUGAACUCGUGGGUGCUGUGGAAACUAUCGUAGAAAC